CAUUCUAAUCUCUUCACCCCGCUUUACGCGUAGUCUGCUGGGCAAACCCUUCGCUCGAGUUAAGGGUCUGAAUGUGCAGCCUAAUCAUGCCUGUGUACUGAAGGCUCUCUGCCAGUUUUGUAUGUGCUAGUCUUUGCGUGGAAGCACACUUGUUGAUCAAAGUUCCAACAGGGUCUGUGCCUGCAGACUACUUUACGCGCGGCAGGUGUGUGCGUGUGUGUAUAUCUGCACCUUCAAGUAAAGCUACAGUUCCAUCUACAAGCCUAACGAUAUGUACUUCACGAAAAAUUAUUUUAUCUGUGCGGGUUGAAAGUCAGCGUAGUAUUCCCGGUUCCAUCCGGAUUUUGAUUUGUUUCGAAAAUAUGACGAUGUUGCCCAACCAACUGCUCCCCUUUGUAUUUCUUAUAACUGCACUGGAAAGAACGACAUGUCAGAUCUUCCCAAGCCAGCAGGAGGAUGGAGGGUCACAAUUUCCAAGCUACCCAGGAGAUGUAGGAGGAACUUGGUAUCCACGUCCAGGAGGACCGGGAGCACCCGGGGAAGGUUUGCCAGGUCCAUUGCCAGGAGGUCGUGGAGGAGGCUUUCCAGCAGGUCCAGUAGGACCAGGAUCACCGGGAGCUAGAGGUAACUACCCAGGGAGACCAGGAGCCAAUGGAGGGAGAGGAAUGCCCCCACCUGCACCUGGCCUCCAUCCAGGAGCUGUCGCAUCAGGACCGGUAUUUCCACCAAUUGGCAGUGAAUUAGGAACCAGUGAUGGAGAUCCAGGUCCCCAGCCAAGUUUUCAGGAAGGAGAAGGAUGGGGUGCUCUACCCUCUGACUUCGAUCCAGGUCUUGAAAUGGGAGACCCCGACUUGGCUGGAAGUAGUCAUGGGGUGGAUCCAGCCAUCGGGCCAUACUCAUCAAGUACGCUUUACGACAGUGGAGAUGGACGAGGAGCAAGUAUCAACGAUGGAUUUCACCAUGACUCGACUGGAGAUCACAUACACAACAACGAUGCUGCAGGAACUGACGACAAUGGCUCGAACAGAGACACAAACUCCGGAUUAAAGCCUGGAGAGCAAGAAUCCGUAAAAAGUAUUGGAAUCCGUCAAAAUAUGACCGCACCAGGGACAAAAGACGAUGACUUCAAUUACGUUGGAAUGUAUAUAACUGUAGCUGUCUGCAUCACAUUCAUGGUUACCUUAGUCGCCAUUGGUCUUAUUCGUGGUCCACAAGGCCCAUUUAAGACCAAACGAACAGAAGAGGAGAUUGCAAGGGGCCUCGGCGGUGGUCGAACGGCGGGGAACGUCAUCGUGUUGUCAGACGGCGUAGAGACGCGGACAGAUGCGCAGUGGGAGCAACAACCGCUGCGCGCUGAAUGCAACGACGCGGUUGCGGAUGUCCGCGUUAAUUGCGAGGCUUCCGAAGAAGUCUCCGAGGGAUCAACGGCAGUUGCAAUGGCUGAAAUAGUAGACAAAGAAGAAGGCGUUUGAAUUAUGAAACGUUCAUCACUUAUCAUCACUGACCCAGCAUUCAAGAUAUCUGAAACUCGGUUGACAAACGUCCCUCCCGUACUUUGCCACUGUUGCGUAUAAUGUAUGACUUUCUUCUCCUCGCGGAAGUUUGUGUUUCCUCUAUAUGGAGUUUAAUUCCUGUCUGGGUGUGUUUACCUCAAGUUUCUUUCUAUAUUUUGUUAUUAAAUACAAUUGAGUUACGUUAUUUUAAUAGCCACAACAUUUACUUAGACAAAAAUCCGAUUGAAAAAAAAAGAUUAUCUGGCAAAAAAUGUUUUGGGACUAUAUCAAUUCUAUAUUGAGCUAGAGGGGAUUGGUUUCUUCAAGUGUACUUGAAACGGUGCAUCUUAACCACUGCAAGCCCAUCGAUCGCCGGCAGAGUUUACUUCAUGGACAUUCCUAGAAUACCUAUUAUGUUCUGCUCGUCUACUAUCAAAAGUUUAGUUUAGCAUUAUUAUUAUCAUUAUUAUUAAAAUGAGUCGAGUUUCUUUGAAAUGGAAAUGGAACUCUUUUCUUCACUCGAUUUUAAGUACUAUAGUAACAGUUAACUAUUAAAUUCCAGAUUCAAUGUUCAAGCAUCGUAAUCAUGACCAUAGAUUGUUGUAGAUUCAUCUUUGAUAGCUAUAGUGUUGAUAGCGAGGUUAAAGAUAUACCCAUUGGUAGAGAUGUUCACGGUCGGGAUCAAUCCAGGAAAAUGUGACCAAAGUACAAUUCUAACUUAUAGAAUCAACCUCUGUGAUUAGCUGAUCAGCUGAUAGGUUCCAGAAUGUCAAGGUGACCGGACAUGAAAUACGUCUUUCUAGUACAGUUACAAUAGUCAUGAUGAUAAUGUUCCGAUUGUAUGGUCUUUAAUGAGAAACAAAGGGUAUAUAUACUAUGCGUUUUAUUCAAUGAUGUCCCCCAACCAAUCAGUGCAUGUGCUUAUAAUGAGGGCUGGUGUGAUUCAAGAAUAAUUGGACAACAAAUUCCCUUUCAAGUCAAAGACCUAUACUCAAUGCUUUGCGUGAUCCUGACACUUGCUUGUUUGUAAGUAACCACGCAGAAUUCACGCAAUAAGAGAUCUCUUGUCUUUAAACCAACUACUCUUGAACUGUGAUGGAUUUCUCUUAAACUAUUUUAAGACAAUAACAAUUGUAUUAUUCAAAGAUUGGAUUUUAACUUUAGCUGAUGCGAAUAAAAAUUAUUGACUCUCUGAUUUAGCACCCGAUAAUAUGUUCCACUUGAGCUCUUGCAACCGCGAGGCAGAACGCCUUUGGAGACAUAGAUAAUGUAUUGUCAAAUGCUUUUCAUGACAAUGCAGUCUUUGUCAAGGGUUGAUGAAUCCAACCAGCAGAUUCGUCACGGACUCUGGACAAACGACAUACUUCAAAUUUUUCGUAAGCUGCGAAACGUAGGACGAAACUUCUGUUUCGAUUCACCAAUUUUCGACAAAGACGUUCCAGCUUUCCAUUAUAAUUUGACUUGCAUUUUUUAUUUUGUUGCUGUGUUCUAGGAUUUUUUCUACCUCGCGGUGCAAAAACGCAAUUUUCUCAAACUAACCAACAGCUUUAUAAAGCACCGGCUUAGAAAGCUCAAUACAGAUGUGGCGCUACGGGAGGGGCUUGCCCCCACCCCCUUGAAUCCACGCCUACAAAAAUACUACCUCACUGCGCUUGUGAUUAAUGUUUUUGUGGCAAUCUCGGCACCAAUUUUAGUUUCAUUCAAUUUGUUACUGCUUCCGUUACAUGAUGCAUGCCAAUGCUUGGAAUAUUUCUUGGAUUAAUUGUCUCGGUCACUUCUAGGAUGCUUUUUAUUUCAUGAUUUAAAAAUCAUUUUCGAAAUGACUAAACAUGGUUCUGUUAUGCACAUCAGGGUCAGGCCAGUGUAUUUUGAAAGGGGGGGGGGGACUUCUUAAAGAUAAAGAAUUGCAAACCCAUGCCUCUCUUUUUGGCAUUCUUAUUUCUCCCCUUUUCCUUUUCCCAUCACUUCAAACAAACAAAAUCAUAGGAGAUCAUAUCUCCUGUUGACCCCGUAGCACCUCCAUUGCUUUAGAUGCAAACGUCAUGUAAUUUCGGAGCCUCUCACUACGGACAUUAUUUUGACAAAAGUUUUAAGAGCUUUUUCAUGAUUCAGUGUAGAAGUCUGUUGGAUUUUUACGUACACAUUACAUUCAAAAGUAUACACAAAAGUAUACUCAUAUUAUUGGUCAACAGUAAUUUUAUGAUAUUGGUGAAUAUUGUGCCUGGCCCAAAAAUGUUGCCAAAACCCCAAAACUCUGGUUCUUUUUAAGCACAUUUGUAACGAAAAAAUGCCACAAUCAAUAUGUAUCACUAUUUUUGGUCGAACUUAUAACAGGAAUUCUAAAACACGUCGGGUUUUAUCAAUCCUUAUUAAAAAUGUUGUGGGCUUGAAAAAACAUGUCUAUACAUGUAAGUGUAUUGGAGGAAUGUUGGGCAAAGAUGCAUGCUUGCGCACAUUUGCUCAUAUUGGACCAAUUCACCAGUAAUGUGCCUUUCAUUAUAAUAACGUCAAAGCUUGCCAAGUUUUAUUUCGAUUUUAUUUGUUCAUUUUUAUCUAAAAUUUCAUCUAAUGUAUUAUGCUGAUGAAAUCGAGUUUCCGAAAUUCUUUGGAUUAUAAUUUUGAAAUGAACCAAAAUAUUUUUAACAUUUGGAAUUAAGUAUAUUAAAAGAUAAAUUUUGUUGAAUAAUAUUGCUGAAUCUUAUUUGGUUUAGUCUUUAGUCAUGGUCGCUUGGAUUUAUUUAAAAUCUAGAAAUUCAAUGUUUAUACUUUCAUACGAGAUAAAAUAUGAUACAAUUACUUUCUCAUACGUUUGUGAUGUUCAUUAUUCAAAUAUAUUGUCUUUAUAACAAUAAAGAGUUUUAAAUAUUAGUCAU
Messenger RNA from Lytechinus pictus (painted urchin), 4366 nucleotides. RefSeq names its product collagen alpha-1(III) chain-like. The record is from RefSeq and is a predicted model, not a curated record. The transcript has 4 exons. Lineage: Eukaryota; Metazoa; Echinodermata; Echinoidea; Temnopleuroida; Toxopneustidae. Bases 363 to 1472 code for a protein of 369 amino acids.